Messenger RNA from Lucilia cuprina (Australian sheep blowfly), 1238 nucleotides. RefSeq names its product sepiapterin reductase. The record is from RefSeq and is a predicted model, not a curated record. Gene Ontology annotation, molecular function: sepiapterin reductase (NADP+) activity. NCBI's taxonomy places the organism in Eukaryota, Metazoa, Arthropoda, Insecta, Diptera, Calliphoridae. The transcript has a single exon. Gene Ontology annotation, biological process: tetrahydrobiopterin biosynthetic process. The coding region runs from base 190 to 1008 and encodes 272 amino acids.
UCAGUACAGUAGUGCAGUCGUUAGUGGAAUAACACAUCUUAUUAAGAAUAAAAAUAUAAAGAAAUAAAUUUAAAUUUUUAAAAACAAAAAUUUAAAUUUUUAAAAAAAAGUAUUUAACGUAAUUUUAAUAAAAAGUAAUUAAAGAAAACAAAAAAAAAAAAAGAAAUCAAAAACACACAUAAUAACAAAAUGUCUUCUAAAAGAAUGGACUUGAAUAAAAUGUGCUUCUUUGUCCUAAGCGGUGUCUCCAAUCCCUUGGGCAAAGAGUUGGCAGUUGAAAUGUGUCGUCGCUUUAAAGCAGGAUCUGUCGCCAUGCUCAUCGAUGGUGAUGAACAAAAUUUACAAGAAAUUCGCAAAGAAAUCGAAGCUCUUGAACGUAAUAUCCAAGUCGUUUGCUGUAACUUGAACGACUGGCAACAAGCAGACUACAAUUUAUUCCACAAUAUACUUUCCACUGUACUCAGCCAUGAAGUUAAUGGCUCUAAGCAGUUCGAGCUUGCAUUUAUCGUACACAAUGAGGGCAAUGCCGCCACCCAUAUGCUGAUGGAACCCGAAAAUAUCGAAUCAUGGAAAUCGUAUGUUCAACAAAAUCUCUACGCUCCCAUUGCUCUCAAUCAGGAAUUUAUUAAAUGCCAACAACUGCAUGGCUUACCAAAACUGAUGAUCAACAUUAAUUCCAGUCUAUGGAUUCAACCCAUGAUUUUCAAAUCGUUGCUUUGUUCCAGCAGAAAGGCACGUGAUAUGUACUUCCGUUCGGUGGCCGCCGAAGAGGCUGCCAAUGGUGUUAUUGCAAUGAACUAUGGACCUGGCAUUUUCGACUCGCACAAGCCAGUCUACGAUUGCAACAACAAUAUCAUCGAUAUCGAAGAUCUCGUGGGCGAUAAUAAAAUUCUCAAGUUACCCCGUGUGGAACCAUUGCAGACCACACUCAAGCUUAUUAACAUUUUGGAGGAAACCUCUUUCAUUUCCGGUCACGAUGUCGACUAUUAUGACACUUACAACUUAUGAGUCGUACUGUAUAAAUAUUGUCGGAAGCACUUGGCAACUGGCAAUAUUUAUAUGAAACAAUUGAAAGAAUUUUUGGACAACGGCUUUAUUAUGGAUGACGACUCAAGAGAUCACGAUUUGAAUGAGGAUGUUGAUAAUGUUGAAUUUAAAAAUUUAAUAAAAAAUUUGCUGAUUACGAUUUUAAUUGCUCUGGCAAGUGUGGAGCAGGAAGAUAAUGAAAAAACUGAAAA